GACAUCAUUAUUUUUUUUUGUGUGAACAGGACAUUAUUAACUUUUACAAAAAGAGGAGGGAGGGGGGAGAGCACACCGUGUGAAGAAGGGUUGUCGUGCGAGGAAAGACAUUGUAACCAAAUUUGAAGCGGUGCUGCAUCCUCAUGUGCACAUAUAUAUAUAUAAGCAUCUCCCACAGCUGGUUUCUUAAUUCAAUCUUCAUCUCUCCCUUGGCUACACUCUCUUUCUGUUCUCCUCUCUUUAAGGCAUUAAACUCCCUCAUGGCUUGAUGCUCACAUCAUCAAAUCAUUGGAUCUUUUGGAGAAGAUCACCAUUGAAAGCUUUCCCAUUUUCAGGUUUCAAACCUCCGGUCGCUCGUCGUUCUACAAUAGCAUAUUAUCAUCAGGUGAUGAAGCUUGGCUGGCGUCACAAGCUCAAGCCUCCAUCUCUGGGGCACAGUUAGUGCCUCCCCCAUUCUUGUUGUCUCCGUCAGCAAUUCCGGUUACUUAAAUUCUUCCGAUUAGAAUAUGGAAUUCGAAUAAUUGUUUGCAGUAUUCUUGCCUGUAGCUAAAAGCACUAACGCUAAAUGGAUCUAUGGAUAUGGUAAGGGCGAGUUUUUGAUCAACAUGACCAUAUAUCGUGAAUUGCGCAUCAAUAUUUAUGAUCUCAAAUAUAUGUGGACUGGCAUGUCGCGAAUGCAUUUAGUUUAAUCUUUGUAAUGGUAGAUCGUACUAUUGCUUAUGUGUGAAUGAUUAUAGAAUAAAUUAGCGUUGCUUCGUGCGGACUAAUGUUGUGAUAUGUUUCUUUUCUGGUCUGUAGGACGAGGAUCUUCCCCAAGGGAACGUGGGAAUAGCAUGGCUCAUAACCGGCCGUCAAGCGUUAGCCAAGAGUACAAGGCAGCCCUCAGAACAGAUUCGUACGUAGAACUCUGGAAUAAAGUCCAGUCCCAGUUCAUGAGAUCGACGAGCAUCGGUCUCCUCACCUCGGUGUCCUCAAGAAACCUCUUCAUAGACCACUUCUCCGAUACCCUGCUCGAACCGGGCAGAGAAACUUUGGCAAGCAUGAUCAAGAACCUGCGCCUCCAUCACCUCCUCGUGGAUUACUUCGAGGCGAGCUCCGAAGGGUGUGACGUUUGUGAGCUCCUUUUCAUCGGGGUUUACCAGACUAGAGUGAACUACGAGCGGAUUAGGAAGGUCAUCAGGCUGACUCGCAGUGCCUACGACUGCUCAAGUAAUUAUACCGACUGUCAGUGCAAAGUCAUCUCCCGAGAACUUGGAGCAUUCUCGUCGCUAAGGAAUCCAUUAUCAGUUGUCAGCCCAGUGCAGUUCCAUGAUAUGAAUGAAAGCUACACAAUCCUCUUCCAUGAGCUCAUCGAGAAACGUGAGAGGAUCAAGAGGAAAGCGAAGCUGGCUAGAUUCUGUGAGCAAACCGGAAGUUGCUGCCUGGUUGUCUUGUGCGAGGUAAUGGGAAUCGCAUCAUUCGUGCUUGCGGCCCACGGGGUGCUUGUGGCAGUGGCUGUCCCAGGGCUAAUGUCUUCGUGCUUCGGCUUACGGCUCUUCCCUAAUAAUAAGGAGAAACCGAUCAAUGACAGCCCAUUGUCAACAUUUUCACGUCCUAACCCUAAGAAACAGAAUAAGAAUAAGAGCCCCAAAAACAAGAGGCUGAGCGCACAGCUCGAUGUGGCAGCGAAAGGGCUUUACAUACUGCUCAACGACAUGGGCACAAUGGGCAGCCUCCUGGGGAGGCUGCGAGAUGAGAUCGAGCACACCCGAGAGUGGGCCGACAUGGGAGCUAAGAAUUCAAAGAGCGAUGAGAUUCUCAAGGAAGUCGUGAGGGAACUCGACUUGAACUGUCUGUGCAUCAUGGAGCGACUAGAGGAGCUCGAGGAACUCAUCUACCUGUGCCUCCUCACCAUUAACAAAUCCAGAAGGUCUCUCCUUCAAGAGAUAAUGCUGUCCUCUCCAAGGCAAGAAGAUGGCAAAUGACAAUUGCGAACAUUGAUUGAUGUUCGGGGUUGCGCUGAUACAAUCUGCUGAUUCGUGAUUCACCAAAAUUUGACAUCAAUUCGUUCCAUUUCCAUUAACAUAUUAGGUUGAUCAUACUCAGAGUCAAUAUUCUUCUCUGUGAUUUGCAUUAAACCUGAAACAACCGCUUCUUGUAUCUGCUUCUAUUGCCAUGACUUGGGAUCGUCGAGUUUAAUUAAGCGAGGGGGACUCGAUUGGGUCUGAUGAUGAG
Messenger RNA from Punica granatum (pomegranate), 2214 nucleotides. NCBI's taxonomy places the organism in Eukaryota, Viridiplantae, Streptophyta, Magnoliopsida, Myrtales, Lythraceae. The record is from RefSeq and is a predicted model, not a curated record.